AUGGACGACUCUUCGCUCAGAGAUCUACAGGGUGUUGGUCUUGAACAACAGAGCGAAGUCACCUCAUCUAUACCUCUCAAUCUCGCCUUCACUAGUUUUUUGAUCGAAAAUUUAUUUGCCUGGUUUUGGAUGAUUGGGAUUCAAUAUUUCCUUUUUAAAGUAUUAUAUCAACAUCAACCCCAAAAUCGACCUCGACAUCGAAGUGAAAAAUCCCUCCGACCUUCACGCUUCUCACAUUGCGAAACUUCCACGUCAGAUCUCCAAGCACCUUCACCCAGCGAGUCAUACCUCCUCAUCACCUUCUUCUGGCUCCUCCAUGCUCUCCUCCAUACCCUCCUAAUAUAUCUCCUAAAUACUUUGGUGUCUCUCCUCUCUACCCCCGAAACCACAAGCACUUAUCUCGAAUGGCGUUCUACAAUCUACAAUCUUCACUACUGGGUCUUUAGCACCGGCGACGAAUCUCCCAUUUACGGAUUUACAAAACUUCUCGUGCUGGAAGUUCUCUUUUCAUGGUUUCUCUCGCAAGUAUCUCACUGGGUGAUGGAUACGAUAAUUCCUUUCUUGGGAGAGGUGCGCGGGCAACGUGAUUUCCGAGGAAAAUUAAGAAGCGCGGGAAGAAGAACGAGGGAAAUUUAUAAUUUCAUACUUCAUGUAGAUUGGAGCCAUGAUUUCGAGUUAUCCCACUCACAAUCGUCGAAUGCUCAUGUGUUAAAUGGUGGUGGUGAUGCAUCGACAUACCACGAUGAAAACCCCAAUCGGCAAAAAGAACAAAUCAUCGAGCUUUCUCGACAGCGAAGCGAAAGUUUGAGUUCGGACAAAGGGACCCAGGAGCGGAAGUUGGAUUGGAAAUUGAUUAUUGAUGCGUCGGCACUCAAUGAGAUGAAGGAGAUGUUGGGGCCACCGGGAGGCUUUGGGGAGUUGGGAUUUAGUGUUGCGAAGGAUAGGGUGUGUUUGGGGGCGGUGAGUAGUGGGUCGAGUUUUAUGGUUACGUUUGGGUUGGAGGGGAGUGAGGGUGAGAGUGGUGCUGGAAGUGGGGAUAGGGGGAGUGAAGGAAAGAAAGGAGAGAAGAGAGAGAGGAGGAGGGGAACGGAAAUUAGGAGGAAUACCUAG
Molecule: messenger RNA, 1110 nt
Organism: Botrytis porri
Lineage: Eukaryota; Fungi; Ascomycota; Leotiomycetes; Helotiales; Sclerotiniaceae
Exons: 1
Coding region: 1-1110 (369 amino acids)
Source: RefSeq, a predicted model, not a curated record